This is a messenger RNA of Parnassius mnemosyne (clouded apollo), 468 nucleotides long. The record is from the annotation of a GenBank genome assembly. NCBI's taxonomy places the organism in Eukaryota, Metazoa, Arthropoda, Insecta, Lepidoptera, Papilionidae.
AUGCUUAAAAAUAUUACACCAUACAAAGAGUUGCAAGAACUAAAUCAAAUUUUAUGUGUGUCACUCGCCAAUACUAGAGCUGGAGUUACUACUAGCAGCAAGAAGCCUGAUGAAAAGCCGUCUAUUCAAAACCAUGCUCAAAACUCAUCGGAAAGCACCUUACUGCAAACACUACCAGUGAAGAUAAACCAUGGCGAGAGAAGUGUUAUAGUGAGAGCGCUAUUUGAUAGUGGGUACCAGCGUUCAUAUGUCAAGAAAGAAGAAAUCAAGGAAUUGAGAGCGCUACCAUCGGGAAAAGAAGAACUUAAUCACUCACUAUUCGGCGGUGUGUCUGUAGCAACACAGCAAUAUGACUGUAACAAUUUCACAGUUUAUAGCAUAGAUAACACAUUAAAAUUUGAUAUGUUUGCUUUGGAUUUAGUAACAAUAUGUAAGAAUGUGCCUAAAGUAAAUAAUAAGUCUUUCUGA